Molecule: messenger RNA, 1014 nt
Organism: Heterobasidion irregulare TC 32-1
Lineage: Eukaryota; Fungi; Basidiomycota; Agaricomycetes; Russulales; Bondarzewiaceae
Exons: 6
Coding region: 1-1014 (337 amino acids)
Source: RefSeq, a predicted model, not a curated record
AUGGACAUGUUUACCGAUGUGCCACUAGAUAAAGCUGGUAUCGUCUCAACAGUAAUAGAGGGGGUCUUGUAUGGAUUUUCUCUCUUCAUGUUUGGUAUCACACUAUGGGUUUUGCUCUACCGCCGACCAACGAAGACCAUCAAUCGACCCAUGGUUGUCGUCGCGAUAAUGCUCUUCGCGCUCAGUACCACCGUACGCACUUCACUUGAGCUCCAACUGUGCCCUGCUGAAAGAACGAACGAUCAGCAUCUUGGAGUUGACAUCCAUCGAAUUAUUUUAGGAUUAAUCGAUAACAGAAACUAUCCGGGUGGCCCUGCCCUGUGGUUCGCCAAUCCUUCGCAGUCCACGUUUGUCACCAAGAACGUGAUCUAUUAUUUUCAGACCAUGCUGGGUGAUAGUGUAGUCAUAUAUCGCUGUUAUAUGGUCUGGAAAUCCAUCUAUGUAAUCAUAUUUCCCCUUGUCAUGUUAGCUGGGGUUUCAGUUGCAGCCAUUGGGAGUGGUUUGGCUUGUUCACAGGCCGAUCCAUCACAGGGUGGCAUUUUCUUCCAACGAACGGGGCAGUGGAUCACGGCUUUCUAUGCAUCUACAUUGUCCACCAACCUCAUCUCCACAUCCCUCCUCGCAUUUCGAAUUUGGCAGAUCAACUCUCGUGUCCGGAACAAUGGCGGGUCCGGGUCCACUCUCAUGCCUGUACUUCUCAUCGUCAUUGAUGCUGGUCUACUAUACUCUGUCACCCUCCUUUCAGCAUUACUGUGUUUCGUCAACCACUCCAACGGCCAGUACGUUGUCCUUGACCUGGUCAUGCCCAUCAUCUCGAUUGCGUUCUACAUGGUCAUCAUUCGUGUCGGCGUUACGAAGAUCAUCCCUUCACACCAAGGGGAUCCUUCUGGGUUUGGUAGCGUGAUCGGCCAGACGCAGAACCGGGACUACGCGAUGCGACCACUCGAGGUGCACAUCACGCAGCUCACAGAGAGCCAAAAAGACAAAGUCGAUGGACGAAGUGAUAGGUUUUAA